GAACUUGAUGGUAGUAAAAGUAUAUAUAAUUUCUAACAAAGGGAUGGGUCCUAGGCCUAUUUCUAAUAUUUGAGGUGAAAUGGCAGGAACAUUGGUCCAUACUGUGUCUUCAUAUGCUGCACCAUUCUCCCCUGACAGCUGGUGGAUUACAAUGGCUACAGUCCAUACCUAAUGCCAACACACACACACACAGAGAGAGAGAGAGAGAGAGAAGCCUCAACCCCAACCUAGACUAAUCAUAACCUCAACUUGAUUAUCAUCUUCAUCUAUCUAUAAAUACACACCACGCUCCCAUCUCUGCCCUUUAUAUUUUACUGCUUCAACUACUUAUUGCUUGCAGUGACAGUAUAUAUAAUAUAUAGUUUGAGCUCAAUUUCCUCUCUCUCUCAUGAUCAAUGGCUGACGAGGAAAGGAACAACACCUUUAAUAACCAUGCUGUAUGCGAACCCUGCAGAACUUUUGGCCAGAAAUGCAGCCAUUUGGUGAAGAAGCAACGGGCCAAGUUCUACAUUCUCCGCCGGUGCAUAGCCAUGCUUAUUUGCUGGCAUGAGCGCGAGCGUGGAGAGCCCUGAUUAUGAAUCACCUACCUACCUAAGCUAGCUAGCUUGCCUGCUUGUAUUAUUGGCUUAUUGCAAUUCUUGAUGAGCCAUAUUUAUAUAUAUCUGUAGUUAUAUAUAUUAGCGUAAUUAAUAGGGGUGCUUUGAUAUAUUAGAAAUCGUAGUUUUUUUCUUUAAUUUUCAAGAUAUAUACUAUCAUUAAUUAUUAAUUAUAGUGUUUAUCUUGAAGUUGGCUUGUCAAUAUAUAUGGAUUAAUCUUAGCUA
Hevea brasiliensis (rubber tree) is the source of this 821-nucleotide messenger RNA. RefSeq names its product small polypeptide DEVIL 16-like. Gene Ontology annotation, biological process: negative regulation of cell population proliferation. The coding region runs from base 396 to 572 and encodes 58 amino acids. The transcript has a single exon. NCBI's taxonomy places the organism in Eukaryota, Viridiplantae, Streptophyta, Magnoliopsida, Malpighiales, Euphorbiaceae. The record is from RefSeq and is a predicted model, not a curated record.